AUGGUCGUAGCUGCUAACCUUCCUCCCUCCCGUCCGGUUCACAAACUACUCUGCUAUCUCGAUCCCUCACGCGCUCUACACCCCAUCAUUUUCAUCACCAGUUUCGCUAUGUCUUUUACAAGCCCAAAGCUUUUGCCCACCAGGCAGUUAAUCACUCCUCCGGAUUCUCCUCGCAAACGCCGUAGGACCCUCCGGGACUCUGAAGAGACAUAUGGAGAACUUUCGCUGGAGAGUUACCUCCUGGCGAGUGAUCCCUACAGGAGUACAAACCUGCCAAACCCGCUCCCUUAUCCAUUGUGUCUUAUCCCCUCUCCCGCCUUGGCUGAGGCCAUCCAGCCUAUAGUGCAGGAGGUAUUCGCUCUACUUCGCAGACAUGGAAUUCCCGAUACGGUCACUGUUCAAGCUGUCACGCUCACAAAGCCAUUAUACCCAGGGGGCGACAAGCCAUUCAAUGUACUGCGAGUGGAAAUGCCAAGCGACAGUCCUAGUCUUCAUUUCGGCCCGGUGAAAGACGAGAUCAUCCAGUUGCUGCAGAGAAAUGCUAUACAAGACGUAUAUGUGGAGAUCAUAAAUCCUACGCUCCGCCAACAACCCUCGUUUUUCUUCCUUGCAGGAACGGACACAUUGGCAGUAUCAUUCCAACAAGCGAAGGCCUCCCUCAUAACGCUCUUAGAUAGCACAAUCCCGCGGCGCUGGCAUCUGUUAUGUCCUUUUAAUGUUGGAAAUUCAGAACACAAGGCACAGCCAUCCAUCGCGGUGAUUGUCGAGCCCAGCACUAUUACAGAUUGGGCGAGACUACGAGAGAAGAUGGUCUCCCUGCUAAGAAACUUCAAGCUAAGCGGUCAAAUCGACGUUGAGUUCGUCCCGGGAGACCUGUCCCUAUUAGGUAACAGCGCGGUAUCAUUCAUGGGUCGAAUGAAGCCUACACCAGUGAUGGGUUACUCUGUUGGGAUCGUGGGUCAGAACACUGCAGGAACACUUGGCGGAUGGGCCGAGCUUACACAUAAUGGAGUUGUCCACCGGGGAUUCCUCACUAAUUACCACGUUAUCCGGCCAUCGUUAUCGGAGCAGAUUGAGCAGAAUGAGAUGAUAGGCAAAGAUACUACCAGACUCCGCACAAUAUUGAGUACACGACAGAGACAGAUCGACGAUCUUACAUGGGAGAAGAACCUAGUGCAAGGGAUGCCGAUUGUGCUUGGUCAAGUGCUUGUCACGUCAGGGGCAUCUAUCCUAGGCAAACGGCUAAUGGACUGGGCGUUCAUUGAGCUUAGCGAUGAAGCCCAGAAACUGUAUUUUGGGCCAAAUUCAACAUUCGAGGUCCCACGAAACCAACAGCCUAGUGCAUACUGGAAGGAUCUACCCAACAUAGCGUUGCCCGUCGGUUCAACAGUGACAGAUUUUGGGAAUUUGACCAAGCUAGGUUACUGUGCCAAGAUCGGGCGAACUACAGAGAUCACGGCUGGUAUCUGCAAUGGGGUCGAGGCUGUUUGUCGGUGGAAGGGCCAUAUCAGAUAUGACCAUAAUGGCCAAGAGAUGAUCUUAUCAGACAACUCAACUGAAGAGUAUAUCAUCCUUCCAAAAUACUUUUCCAAAGAGUCCACAUUUGCCGAGGAUGGAGAUUCUGGGUCAUUCAUACUGAAUGAGCUUGGAGAAGUUACAGGCCUGUUGUUUGGUGGUGCAAGCCAUAAUGCGUCUUUGGCCGGACUGGCAAUGAGUUUCGAGGAUGUUAUCACAUCGAUGAAAUUGAAGCUUGGAGACUCGAUUACUCUUAGUCUUCCAGCUUGA
Molecule: messenger RNA, 1785 nt
Organism: Penicillium chermesinum
Lineage: Eukaryota; Fungi; Ascomycota; Eurotiomycetes; Eurotiales; Aspergillaceae
Exons: 2
Coding region: 1-1785 (594 amino acids)
Source: RefSeq, a predicted model, not a curated record